CUUUUUUAAACCCCCAUUCAUCUGACUAGUUUGUUCUGUCGGUCAGUCCCAAAAAAAUGAAAAUAAAUUGCGUUAUGCAAGAAUAAAAUGUUAAUUAUUAAAACUUUAAUUCUUAAUAAAAAUCGAAAAACAAAAUUUAUUGAAUUUAAAAAGUAAUUGAAUGAAACAUUAUUAUUGUUAAAAUGUAUCGAAUGUUAUCAAUAAAAAGUUCAACAUUACAAAAUGUUCGGCUAAUUGUUGGACAAUGUGCUCCCAAAUUCGAUUUAAUUGCUGCGCAACGAACUCUCCAACCUAAUUUUCUACCUAUUUCAUCAGAUAAUACAAUCCUACAGCCAUCUGAUAAGUUGAGGGUAUCACUUCAACCUGUGGGGGAUCGUCAUCAAUCAACACACAGUUCUGCCAGUACCCAAACUUCUGAAGUGAAGAAGAAACGUAAAGGCAAACCAAAAUUCACAAAAUAUGUUGAAUUUCUUGAAGUGACCAAUUCUGUGCCUAAAGAACGCAAGGCCAAACUUAAACGUUUGAAAGCUGAGAAGCUUCAAGAUUUCAUCUUCAAAACACAGCAAAAGAUUCUGGAAAAGCGCGCCAAAUCUGAAAAGAGUUCCUCCUCGAGUAAAAAAAGUAUUAAUUCAGCUGGCAGUUCGGCGGCUGCUUUCAGCACAAGUUCAUCGUCAAUACCAACCAAAGGCUCAAAAAUACAACAACCAUUGGAAUAUCAAAAAUUCGAUUUGGAAGUUUUAAAUAACUCAAUCAAUGAACCCGGAGUUUUUGAUGAGAAACCAUUAAUCUUUCUCGGCAAACAUGCAAAGAAAGAUCCGGAAGAUAUUAAAAAUAUCACAACGAGCUUCAAUAACUUUCGAGAAAUUGUUGAAGCAAUGAAUAGCGAACGACAUGAAGAGAUGAUGGCUUACAACUUCCAUGAUGAAAAACUUGAAGAAGCUAUCCCAGAUAUUGUUGAUAUUGCCGAACCAAUAGAACCUUACGUUAAUCCUCAACUCGAAAGCCGAAGCACAAAAAAGAAAGUAUUGGAUAGCAAAGCAAAACAAUCACGCUACAAAUCAAAAUAUCACAUUAAUGAAGAUCAGGAACGCAUAGCCAGAGAGCAGGCAUUAAUAAUAAAUUUGAAUUCAUAUUUGAAAGCUUGUGUCUCAUCGGGAAUGGUUAAUCGUGGUCUAACUACGAUUUUGUCAUAUCGUCAGCGAGCUAAAAAACGUAAACAAGCACCAUUUUUCACAAUUGAUCUUUACAAUAUUCUUUUGCAUGGAUAUGCAGAGAAGGGAAGCUUCGAAAGAUUUAAAGAAAUAUUUGCUGUGUUGGAAGAGGAUGGGGUAGUAUUUAACGAACAAACAUUUGCGGCGAUUUUCGAAUGCCUGGGAAGAACAGAAUCAUCGGAACAGAAUAUACAUCUCAUACGAAAAUAUAUCAAGAAAGCAGAGGAAAUGGGAAUGUCUCUUGAUUUUGUUAUGGAUAAAAGCAAAUUUGAAUUUGAUCAAAAAGACAUUGCAUUAGAUGCGAUACGGCGAAUUCAUCCCGACUUUGUGCCUCAAUAUAAACCACCAAAUUACGAUUACAAUAAUGUUCUCUUGAACGAAUUGAAUAACCAUGAUGUCGAAGAAUCAAAGAAUACUGCAACAAGAAGUCUUAUAAUGCAAUCAAAAGAAGGCUUCACAAAAGAACAACUUCAACAAAUGGCUAGAGAUCAGUUAAAAAUUGAACUAGAUGGUUCGAUAACAAUAAAGAGUAUUGAAAAUACUAAAGAGUUUGCCAAUGCUGAUUUUUGUCGUGAGAAAAUGGAAGAACUAUACACAAUCUGGAAAACCCAAAUAAACACAGCCGUGAAUCGAGAUUUAAAUACCCUUCGGGCACAGAUUCGUUAUAAUUCUCAAGGCAAUAUGACUUAUUACACGUAUUUGAAGAUUCUUGACAGUAGCCAGUAUGUGGAUAUUCUUUUGAAAGAAAUUCGAAUGCUAGCUGAAGGCUCCGAAACCUACAGUCCAACUGUUGGACAAUUGUAUAAGAAUCUUGGAAUGAAAGUUCAACAAAGAUAUCAAAUCGAACAGAAAAAACGAAAUGGAAUUUUAGAAAAAGUUGGCGAAAUCUACGGUACCUACUGUGACAAAUGGGAAGAAGGUACAACCAAUGAUAAUCCGAGACAAAUUUGGCAACGUUUAGUUCAUGAGAAACGUCCGAGUGGACCAAGCAUGGAUAUAAUCGAAGCACAAUGGCCAAAAAAUGUUCUAGCUGGUGUUGGACGUUUUCUUUACAACAUUCUGAUGCGAGAUAUAAAAAUCGAUUCGUACAUAUUGAGAGCGAAAAACAAAAAUAAGCAAUCAAAUUUGAUGCCAGCAUUUUAUACAUUGUUUAGAAAUCAAGGGAGACUUAUGAAGGAGGAAGUCAAACCACAUCCAGUUUUGGCAAGAUUACUACGUGCAUCGCGGCAGCAAACUUUGACAUUUGACUCAAAUCUCGUGCCAAUGUUAUGCCCUCCGCAGCCUUGGAGUACGCCAUAUAACGGUGGAUACCUGUUAAAUAAGUCUGAACUCAUCCGCCUUCCUCACCAGGCAGUACAACAGUGGCAGCGAAUCAAAGAUGCUAAUCCACGAGAUCUCUAUCCAGCGUUGGACUCUCUUAAUCAGUUAGCGAGUAUUCCAUGGAGAGUGAACACAGACAUCCUCGAUGUUAUAAUUGAAGUUUUUCAAAAUGGUGGCAACAAUAAACUUGAUGUCCCACAACCACCAAAUUCCCUGCCAUCCUUACCCAAAGUACCAGAUCGUGAUUCUGGCAUAUCGAAUGUCGAAAGAGCGAAGUUAUUUAAAGAGAAAAUGUUACAUCGACGAAAACAAAGCGAAAUGUAUAGUUUAUGGUGUGACACACUCUACCGGUUAUCUCUAGCCAAUCACUACCGUGACAAAGUUUUCUGGCUACCUCAUAACAUGGAUUUCCGUGGUCGUGUGUAUCCGCUCCCACCACAUUUGAAUCAUCUGGGUUCUGAUUUAGCUCGAUCGAUGUUAAUUUUCGACCAAGCUCAACCAAUGGGCGAAGAUGGUUUUAGUUGGCUUAAGUUGCAUUGUAUUAAUUUGACUGGAAUGAAAAAACGAGACUCGGUUCGCGAAAGACUUCUAUUUGCCGAAGAAGUCAUGGAUGAUAUUCUUGAUUCUGCAGAUAAUCCACUCACUGGUCGAAUGUGGUGGGCGAAAUCCGAUGAACCAUGGCAAACAUUGUCCUGUUGUCAGGAGAUUGCCAAAGUCUAUCGUUGCCCAGAUCCUGCCAAAUACAUGAGUCGUUUCCCAAUCCAUCAAGAUGGCUCGUGUAACGGUUUACAACAUUAUGCUGCCCUUGGUCGUGAUGAAGCUGGUGCGAUAAGUGUUAAUCUAGCACCAUCACCAAUUCCUCAAGAUGUAUACAGUGCAAUUGCGACUCUGGUGGAGAAAAUGCGAAAAACCGACUCUGACAAUGGACUUCAUGUUGCCCAGGUGCUUGAUGGUUUUGUCCGCCGAAAGGUGAUAAAACAAACUGUAAUGACUACAGUCUACGGUGUUACACGCUACGGAGCUCGUCUUCAAAUUGCUCGCCAGCUUAAGGACAUUGACAAUUUCCCCAAAGAAUGGGUGUGGCCAGCAUCUACAUAUCUAACGACAAAGACAUUCGAAAGUCUCCGAGAAAUGUUUACAUCGACAAAAGAAAUCCAGGACUGGUUUACAGAGUGUUCGCGACUGAUAUCAGGCGUUUGUAAUCAAAAUGUCGAAUGGGUGACUCCAUUGGGUCUACCAGUGGUACAGCAUUAUAACCGUAUAGAUCAUAAGAACGUUCCGAAAAGCAACAAAGUUUCUUCGAAUAUGUCCAUGGACAUGUACGAGAAACCAAACAUCAUGAAACAAAAAAAUGCCUUCCCUCCAAAUUUUAUCCACUCCCUCGAUUCAAGCCAUAUGAUGCUAACUUCAUUACACUGUGAACGGAAAGGAUUGACAUUCAUAUCGGUGCAUGAUUGUUUUUGGACACAUGCAUGCACAGUGCCCGAUAUGAAUAAGAUAUGCCGUGAACAAUUUGUGGCCUUGCAUUCACAGCCAAUUCUAGAAGAUUUAUCGAAAUUACUGUUGGAAAAAUUUAGCUUUAGUGAAAAAGAAAUCAGCAACAAUGGUUCCUCAGAAGACAUGGCAAAGUUAAACUUAAAUAGGGUUUUGAAACAACUACCCGCAAAAGGAGACUUUGAUUUAAGUAAUGUUUUGAAAUCAGUCUACUUUUUCAGUUAGACAAAAUGAGCAGAAACAUCUUGCAACAUUUGCAAUGCAAAUUUCCUUCCAAAGUGAUAUCGAUUUCUAGAGUUGUGUUUUUUUUUUUUGUUGCUUUCCAUUUAAUCAUUUUUAUUAAUUCUUUUGUAAAUUGUAUCCAUUUUCAUAUAACAGAGAACAUUAUAAUAGUAGCUGUAGGAUUAUUUAUUUAUUAAGAAAUGAUGUAUUUUGUUGAACUUUUUAAACAAGUUAUAUAGGUUAUCAUUCGAAAUAAACAAAUCGCCAGAACAUUGAA
This is a messenger RNA of Episyrphus balteatus (marmalade hoverfly), 4524 nucleotides long. RefSeq names its product DNA-directed RNA polymerase, mitochondrial (gene mtRNApol). Lineage: Eukaryota; Metazoa; Arthropoda; Insecta; Diptera; Syrphidae. Bases 183 to 4250 code for a protein of 1355 amino acids. The transcript is spliced from 14 exons. Gene Ontology annotation, molecular function: protein binding; DNA-directed RNA polymerase activity; mitochondrial promoter sequence-specific DNA binding. Gene Ontology annotation, cellular component: mitochondrial DNA-directed RNA polymerase complex. The record is from RefSeq and is a predicted model, not a curated record. Gene Ontology annotation, biological process: mitochondrial transcription.